ACUGCUCCAUCCGGGAACUUUCGAAUUAGCAUUGACAGCCGAAGCGCAACUUUUCCAGGAGCAAAGUGAAAUCAAGCCGCGCACUCGGACAAAAUAUAGGCCUUCGUUUUCAACUCGAAAUCACCGAAUUUAAAAUAUUAUAACCCCUUGGACUACAUGAAUCGUCGCUAAGAGAUCGUAGGAGUGGAUCUGUCCAGGUGCUGAAAUCUUUUUUCCAUCUUUAGAGCACUUUGUUCACUGGCGUAAAGUGAGUGAUGAGUCCUAUUGCCAGUAAAGAAACAAGAACUUGCUUUGCAGGCUGAGUAGUUCUUCUUUCGAUUGUUAUUGCCGCUUUUUAAAAAAUCUUUAUUUUCCGGAAACUUCACCUCGAUUGGUUCGAAAGUGAAAGAAAAGUGUUUUGGAAGUCGGAACAUGGAAUUACAAGGCCUACAAGAGGCGUUGAAAGUAGAAAUCCAGUGUCAUCAGAAACUAGUUGCACAAAUGAAGCAAGAACCACAGGAUGGAGAGCUUAAGAAACAACUACACGAAAGGCAAACAAGAAUAACAGCUCUAAGCGAAAAACAAAAGCUGCCGGUGAGGGGCUGUCCUAUGGGGAGCACCAAGCCCGUCUCACUCAUCAAGCCGCCAAGCCAGAGCAUAGCCAUCUCCGUGGUGCCGGCGAAAGCUCCCGUUUCCAUGGUGACCGCACACAUUAACGGACAAAAGGCGGCAGGCAGCGAGCCGCUGCAGACGGCCCCAAUCAACCUGCAAACGACGAGCAAAGUGGCCGGGAGCGGCCUAUCCUCCGUGGGCCGGAGAGUCAGCGAACAGCCGCACUCACAGGUGCUGGGAACCCUCACAGCAGUGCCCAUCAAGGUGCCUCACGUCAGCUCCCUGCAGCGGCUGGCUGGCCAGGCUUCCACACUGCUACCUCAGGUUAGGCCAAAGACGCUGAUCCCGGACAGCCUCCCGCACAGCCCCUGGCAGGAGCAGCUGUCCAGCCAGCCUCCUAGCCUGCAGAAGGCCCCUGCUGUGGUCAGCUCCAAGAGCCAGGGCCCUGGUCCAGCCCUGCCCACUGCCAACAGCACCUUCAGCCCCGCGGGACGGCCCAACGGCAAGUCUGCCCCUGCUUCAUCGCCAGCCUCGCCCACCAUGUCCGCAGGGGUCAGCGGCGCUGGCGUGGCCUACGCCAUCAUCGCCGCCUCACCCAGCCACUCGACCUCCUCUUCGGCGACAUCGGAGGCCGUCAAGGUGCAGCCGCUGCUCUUCAGUGCAGAUAACAAGGUGAUAAUAAUCCAGCCCCAGGCCUCCGGCAGCCCUCAGAAUUCCCCUGGCCAGCAGGCUGACAGCCCCACCCAGGACCUCCCAGCCACAGAUGCCCCUCCCUCCAAGAAGAAACGAGAGGAAGAUCCAGAGAAAAUUGCCUUCAUGACAGCUCUUGGCCUGGUGACCACUGACUAUUUGGAAGAGAUCCAGAGCAAGAGGCAGGAGAGGAAGAGAAGGAGUACAGCCAAUCCCGCAUACAGCGGCCUGUUUGAGCCUGAGCGCAAACGCCAUGCAUCUCACUUCCUGAACAACCCACUCUUCCUGUCUGCAAGAGACACUGAGGACUUGAGCUGGAAGGAGCUGCUGGAGCAUGAUGAGCGCUGCGCUGUAUGUAAAGAGGAAGGCGAUCUGCAGCCCUGCCACAACUGUACCCGCGCCUACCACCUCGACUGCCUCCACCCACCCCUCAGGAGCCCCCCCAAGGGCCCCUGGUCCUGCCCCAAGUGCCAGAAGAAGGUACUGAACAAAGACAACUUGUCAUGGCCGCAGAGUUUCGUUCAUUCAUAUGUAACACACAAAACAGUGAGAGAGGAGGAGAAGAAGAAGCUGAUGAGGAGGAACAGCGAGCUGAAGAAAGAGUGCGCCCUGCUGGAAGAGCGGGACCAGCAGCUGAGCGAGUCGCUCACGAAAUGCAUGGACAUGAAGAGUGGCCUUCUGAGCCAGCAGAAGGAGACCCAGGCCUCUCUCGAGAGGCUGAAGGCUCUGAUCCGGCUCAUCCAGCGAGACCAGAUGAUCCAGGUUACCAUGACAGCUACUACUACCACCGGGGCGUCCCUCCUCUCGCUACCUUGGAUCAAGCCUUCUGGCACAGUGACAGCGCCCCCUGCUGGGACCUCUACACUACUUCAGAAGCCCCUGCCACAGACCACGAGCAACAACUGACCCCACCUCGGUUCCACCCAUCCAGACCCUCGCACCUUUGAGCCAAGCAGCCAUCUGCCAAAUCUUUGGCCACACCCUAACUCAUCCCAGAAACAGACUCGAAAAACGCGUCUGUGGUAAUAUCAAACAUGUCCGUUAAAAGGGAAAGAUUACGUUUUUUUUAAUGAGCUGUUGUGGGAACAGAAAGGACAUCCCAUGAGGUCUUCAGCAAGUAUUUUUUUAAACACCUUCAGUGCUUAUGAGAUUUUUUUUUAAACGUAUCGAUUUUGUUUAAUGUUCUUGGCCUUAAUGUAUUUAUGAAUUUUUAAAGCAGGAUCAAACGCACGCCUGUUGCAGACACGGGGGAAAGCCGUGUCGUGGUUUUAACAUGUCAGGAGCUGUAACGAGCAAACAUUCUCGGAUAUAGGGAGAGAGACCGAUAGCGCCUAGAAGUAGAAAAUAGUCACAAAUAAAUGAGAACAGUGGAAGUGGAAUUGGGCGGCGCGCUGAAACAGUAGCCAGCCUUAGCCGCUUACGUACCCGAACGUCUCCAGGUUCCUUUGGGAGAAGGAGGGAUCAGGACCGAGUUUGGGUGUCAUCACAUGCAUAAACAUGAGCCUUCAAACAAAAACAGAGAAUUACAUUUUUCAGUAUUAACAUAGUUAAAAAAAAGAAGUAUUUAAAAUUACUACGAAAUUUAGCAUUUUUUAGUGAAAAAUGUAGUAUUUUCUUGCUUGUUGAUAAUGUAAAAUGAAGUAUUUGAGGAGAGGUUUGCUGUACAGAAAUUGAAUUGUUAAUGCUGGUUUUUGUUUUUUUUAUCAUUAUUCUUCAGAUCUUGUUUGUGGUUGCGAUCAAAAAUAGGUGUUUUCCAAAAGUAAUUAGUCAUUCCUGUAGGUGUGCUACUCUGCAUCCUGUCACUGUCCUUCCUUUACCAGUAUAGGAAUUAUGCCAAAAAACCCGUCAUUUUUGUACUGGAAAUUCUUUUUUAUUGUCUGUUGUCUUUCGUUUAUUUAGUCUGUCAUCUUCUUGUUGCAUCAAUGCACAGCACAGCUGUUUUUUUUUUGUUCCUGUGAUUUUUUUAUUUUUGAACAUGACAUUUUCCUGGGGAGGGUUCGCUUUGAGGAGUUUUAUCUACGUGACAAUUCAAAUCCACACUGCCUCAAGGAGCAAUCAGUAAUUUCCUGAUGUUUUCUGCUAUUUUUUUCCCAGUCAGAGGACACGAGGACACUUCCUGGAGUGUCCGUUUCAGGGGGACAGAUUUUGCUGUGAACGUUGCAUUGAUUCCUACAGUUAGUCUUCCUGCUACGCCAAGGUUUUUGGGAGGACAGGGAAGGUGUCAUGGCCUCGCAGCCUCCCUUUCCGCUGCUCCACAUGCAAUUACGUUCAGCCUUCACAGGAGGCAAUGAUAUGGCCGAAAAUGCUUUGGCGAGAAGGAAAUAUCCGAUAACGAUAAACUUGGUCUUAAUGUUUUUCCACAUUUUUUUUAUAUUACAGAUCAAAUUGCUUAUUUGGAUGCAGACAAUUGGAAUACAAUACUCAUAUGAACCGAAACACCGACUGAUACGAGGGCUAGUUUUUAGGCCAGAAAGGCGCAGCCACGUAAAGCAGCAGGUUGUGUCUCCCAUGCGAGAAGGGGGGAGACAUAAAUCUGCGUGAGCACCGUACGUCGACUCUGCAAAAGCCUUUCUGUGUUCUUUAUUUUCACUGUCCAUGUGCAAAGCAGCUGGAAAAGUCCAAUGACUGUUGAAAGGAUCACAGAUGUUCUGUUGUGCUGUUUGUAUGGCAGUCAGGUUUUCUGGGGAGAUCUGUGUGUACGUCUGAGGGAACCCGGAGCCUAGGCAGAUCUCUCUGGAACACGUCACAAUUGGGUCUUCAAGGGCACCAUUUUCUCAUUUUUAAGCUUUAUUUCUUGUUGGCCUUUCAAAAUUCUUGGUCUUGAGUAAUUCAGUUGUCUACGCAAGACAGUUCUAGAGGGCCUGUACAUUUCCCUCUGCAAUUAUUCCCUUAAUUAAUCUUGGUCGAAUUCCCACAUUUAGGAUUGAGCUAAACGAACGAAUGCGCGCACGCACGCACACACACACACACACACAACAAUAAGCAACUAAAACCUUUUCCCAGUAUUUCCAGUUCAUCAUCCAAUAGGAAGCACUCUUUGUGAAGUUGGAAGUUAAAGGGAAAAAACCCUGCACUUUCCUUUCCACGUCCAUUGCUGAUUUGAGGAACAUUAACCUUGGAACAAAAUGAUAGCAGAAAGAGAGCUGACAGCAAGUUUACAGAGGAAUGAGAGAACAGUGAGGGUUCACAGCAAGCAGUCAGUGACAGAUGUUAUAAAUCACUUUAAAUUUCAGUUGCCGAUUUUAGUGAGUGGUUGAUUUUUUUUUCGGACAAAAAUGAUCUCCUAUAAGGAAGUCCUGUGGACCAUGUGACUGACAUGGCAUGCAACGUGCAGAGGUCUGGGAGGAGCAAGACGACGGCUGGAGGUGGGCAGUUAAAAGCAAGCGGAUGGAAAGCUGACAAAUGUAGAGUGAAUCUGACACAUAUCAGUCGCCAUCCCGACCCACAGACUGUCAUACGCCUGUAGGAAUUUGCCUGUUUUAGGGAACGCUGCUGCGCUGUAGGAGCGGAACCAGGAGCGAGGAGAAAAAGGCUGGGGAUAAUCCGGAAACGGGAAAACCCCCACACCAUAUCAGCCCUCCGCGUCACGACAAGAACACACUCCCACGCGUCGUUUAAACAGCAUGUGUCCCCGGCUCUGUCAACCAUUUACAGAAUUCUCCGGAAGAAACUGUGCAGCGUAAUACAGAUCUAUUUUAAUACACUUGACGCUACGUUGAACAAAAAUGAAAGAAAAAAAAAGUUUUAUAUUCUUUUAUCAAGGAACAAUUGAAAAAAGGAGGGGGAAAAAGGGUUUGAAAGUUUAUCGUUUGCCAAUUAUGCAUUCAGACAUGGCUCGCGAAAAGCUUGAAGCAUUUCAUUUACUAGGGAAAGACGACAGGAAUUUCUCUUGGGACUAUUAAAAUCGCCUUUCUUUGUAAUUAAAUGGGGGACUGUCCAGUAGAAUGUGUACAGGGAAAGUGUUUGUCCUACAUAUGCCAAUGUAGUUUUUUUUUUCUUUCUAACGUAUUAAAGAUCAGUUAAUUGAAAUUGA
Molecule: messenger RNA, 5314 nt
Organism: Paramormyrops kingsleyae
Lineage: Eukaryota; Metazoa; Chordata; Actinopteri; Osteoglossiformes; Mormyridae
Product: PHD finger protein 21B-like
Source: RefSeq, a predicted model, not a curated record